Messenger RNA from Crotalus tigris (Tiger rattlesnake), 4125 nucleotides. RefSeq names its product required for meiotic nuclear division 5 homolog A (gene RMND5A). Gene Ontology annotation, molecular function: ubiquitin protein ligase activity; protein binding. Gene Ontology annotation, cellular component: nucleus; cytoplasm; GID complex. Gene Ontology annotation, biological process: proteasome-mediated ubiquitin-dependent protein catabolic process. The transcript is spliced from 9 exons. Lineage: Eukaryota; Metazoa; Chordata; Lepidosauria; Squamata; Viperidae. The coding region runs from base 177 to 1352 and encodes 391 amino acids. The record is from RefSeq and is a predicted model, not a curated record.
UAGCUGGUGGACCUCAGCUGUCCUGCGUGCUGCCUGCAAAAACAACAACUCGCCAACCUGCUUAGUUUUGCUCCUUCGUUCUCUUUCGCGGAGGUCCUCCGUUGAGUGUCCUCCGGCCGAGCCAUACGGUCUUGCUUGGUCGGCGGGAGGACAAGAGGGCGCCGGAGGGAAAGACAAUGGACCAAUGCGUGACGGUGGAGCGCGAGCUAGAGAAGGUGCUUCAGAAGUUCUCGGGCUACGGGCAGCUAUGCGAGCGGAGUUUGGAGGAGCUGAUCCAGUACGUGGCAGGGCUGCGCCGCGAGAUCCUCCAGAGCGAAAAUCCAGAUGAAGAUCUAUCAGGUACAAUAUCACUUGUUAUGACCCAAUGUUGUAAACGAAUAAAGGACACAGUUCAGAAAUUGGCUUCGGACCAUAAGGAUAUCCACAGUAGUGUUUCUCGUGUUGGGAAAGCAAUUGACAAGAAUUUUGACUCUGACAUUAGUAGUGUUGGAAUAGAUGGAUGUUGGCAGGCGGAUAGUCAGCGGAUUCUGAACGAAGUUAUGGUUGAACACUUUUUCCGGCAAGGAAUGUUAGACGUAGCUGAGGAGCUUUGUCAGGAGUCUGGACUUUCUAUAGACCAAAGUCAAAAGCAACCAUUUGUGGAGCUGAACCGAAUAUUGGAAGCACUUAAAGUUAGAGUUUUGAGACCUGCAUUGGAGUGGGCUGUUUCAAACAGAGAAAUGCUUAUGACACAGAAUAGUUCCUUAGAGUUUAAGCUGCAUAGAUUAUAUUUUAUUAGUUUAUUAAUGGGUGGAACUGCAAAUCAGAGAGAAGCACUGCAGUAUGCAAAAAAUUUUCAACCUUUUGCUCUCAAUCAUCAGAAAGAUAUUCAAAUUUUGAUGGGAAGUCUAGUAUACCUGAGGCAAGGAAUUGAAAAUUCUCCAUAUGUCCAUUUACUAGAUGCAAAUCAGUGGGCAGAUAUCUGUGAUAUUUUUACAAGGGAUGCUUGUGCAUUAUUGGGACUCUCAAUUGAAUCACCUCUUAGUGUUAGCUUUUCAGCAGGUUGCGUAGCAUUGCCAGCUCUAAUUAAUAUAAAAGCUGUGAUAGAACAAAGACAGUGCACUGGUGUUUGGAAUCAGAAAGAUGAAUUACCAAUUGAAGUGGACCUUGGCAAAAAGUGCUGGUAUCAUUCAAUAUUUGCUUGCCCCAUCCUUCGUCAACAAACAACAGAUAAUAACCCACCCAUGAAGCUGGUUUGUGGUCAUAUUAUAUCAAGAGAUGCUCUGAAUAAAAUGUUUAAUGGCAGCAAAUUAAAAUGUCCUUAUUGUCCUAUGGAGCAGAGCCCUGGGGAUGCCAAACAGAUAUUCUUCUAAGGACACAAAUUAUUAUAUGUGUGUGAUCUGGAACACUAAAACAGGCAAAUGUUCCAUUUUAUGCUGUACAUACGAAGGAGAAUUUUUGUGUUUUAUAUAAGUCCGAUGCUCCAGAAAUUUUUGCCAACAUUUAUUGCAGAUGUACAGUUUGGAAAAGCUCCAGAUGUAAUUUCUGUUAUAGGGCUUUUACUGUAAGCUUGGUCAUGAUAUCUGAUCAAGAUACUACACCAGCAGUCAUUCAAUGCAGAUUUUUUUGUACUUAAUUCAAUGGUGACUUUGCUUUAUAAAGUAGAUACCAGUCACCAUAUAAUUCUCAUAUUUGUCCUGCUGUUAUCAUUCUGAUUAUUGUCACCAUAAAGAAUGUGAAGGAACUUUUUUUUCAUUAGCAUGUAAAUAAUUAAGAGAGGAUUUCAGGAAAAAAGUUUAAAAAUUGAAUAGCGGAUACAUUUGUAUUUCUCUUAUUAUUUUUCCAAGUCAGAACUCUGACAUAUUCAGAGGUUUUUUUUUCUCCUGUUGGAAUAUUUUUCCCAGCUUUUAAAUUCCACCUGAAUUCAACUUAAAUGUGCUUAUAUAUAAAUUGCACAAUAUUUACAUAAAUAUAACAGAUUUACAGUCAUUUCUGAUUUAGAAAAAUAGCAAAUGAAUAAGGUUUCCUACACUUAUGAAUUCAUUUCAGUUGUUUUCAUAAGCAAGAGUUCUUUGGGUAGCUGAGAGUAUUCAAUACUGCAGAGCUCUAGAGUGGAAAGUUUUUCCAGCUAAUACUUGUUCUUCAGGUUUUUUUAGUUAUACUGUAAUUUAAGGUUUGAUUUCAAGAUCAAUGUCUUGUUGGUGUACAGUUUACUGGACAUGAUUGUUACAUUAUUUAUGAAGUUAUCAGAACCAAAUGCACUGUUACUAAUGUUCAUUGUUAAAAAGGGGAAUAGAAAGUGUUUCACUAGUCUUUUCAUCCCAGGAUUGGAUGAAAUAUGUCCUCUGUUGUUAAGAGCGUUGUGCCAGUGACCAUGUUCCCUUUAAUAUCAUGAUAAUAUCAUUUUAUUCUUAAAUUUAUUAUACUGGUGACAGAGACUUUAAGCUGGAUUUGAUCACCAUUCUCCCUACCUGGAGAAUCUUGAGUAUCAUAGUCAGGAAGAAGAAACAUUAGUAGAUUCUAAUAUCCAAAGUCUUGCCAAUUUGCAAUGGACUGGAUUCUCUGGGAAAAGCUAGGAUAGCUAAAGGAUUAUGCAUUUGUACUAUAAAUAAUAUCCAAAGUGAAUAUAUACUUAUAAAUUUGAUGCGUGUUAUAGCAAAUGUCAUGUGUGCAUUCAAUGCACUGUCUUACAAUAAAGCAAAGGAGCUACUUGAUAUUUAUUGCUGCCAAGACUCCAUCUUUCUAUGGCUGGAUACUAAAAUAAUUAAAUAUACUGGCUCAGUGCAUUACACAGAAAAAUGUUCAUAAAGGUUUUAGAUGCUCUGAUAAUUGGUCAUAGUCCCUAAGAAUAUACCAAUGCAACCUGACACUAUUGUUCAAAUAGAAAAAAAGAAGUAAAACUGUACACUGUAUACUCUGAGUUACUUCUAUAACGUGCUUCUAUAGAAAUUUAAUAAAGAUAAUGAGAAACAAGUAAAAGUGUUUUCUGUUCAGGUUCAAAUCUCAGUGAAGUUGCUUUUAUUGUAAUAAGAGAACUGCACAUAUGUGAGUCAAAUAUAUUCUCAGUGACGUAAGAAAAUGUAAAUGUAGCAGUAUAAUACACAACUGUAUUCAAGGGGAACAUUUAUAAUGUAAGGAUAUUUGCAGACAUAUAAAUAAUUUCAUGUACAUGGGCGAUCAAUCUCAAUGAGUAUUGGGGUUUUGUAAAUGUUUGGCAAAAAAUUCUGUUUUCUUUUUUAAUCCAAUAAACUAUCUUAUACUUAAGGAUUGAUAUUUUCAUACCAAAAUAUAAGGAUUGAUAUUAUUUUAAUGGACUCCAAAAUGAAAGUGGAGUCUAUCCUUCCUCAGAUCACUGGGGAAUGUAUUAGUUCCUAGCCAUUUCAUUCUGGGAGGGAUGGCUGCAUUGUUUUUAAAUCCAGAGAUUGGAGUUAUACUCUACCAGUUGUGCGAUGGAGUGGCAGGGUAAAUAUGAACUAUGAUGUUCUACACGUUUUAGAAUUCAUGGAUAUGUAUGAAUUAUUUUUGAGCCUUUUCAUUAAUCUUAUGGUUUAGAAAUGCUUUGGUUUUAUUUUUCUUGAAAACAGUUCACUAUAAACAGAUAUAGUUUAUUUUAGCAAACAUUUCCCAAUUACUUUGAUCCAAACUACAGCCCAUCUUGCCUUUGAGACCUUCAUUGAUAUGACUGAGAUGUGAGAAAACCAGUGUAUAGAGAUAGAUUCUUUGGGGAGUGACAAUAAAAAUAAUGCAUAUAAACAUGUUUCAUGGUUAUAAUAUGUUUGUGAGUUGUGUGCUAGCUCAGUAUUUCUCAAUCUCAGCAAUUUGUGUGGACUUCAACUUCUACAAUUUUGUAGCUAGUAUGUUGGUUGGGAAUUGUAGUAAUUGAUAUUGAAAAGUUGUUGAUAUUGAAAAACACUGUGCUAGAUUAUCAUACUGCAAAUACAUUUAUUCUCUUUCAGUACACUUGAGCUGAGGCUCAGUUUUGAUAGCUUCCUGCUGGUAGGGCAUGGUCAAUAGGUAGAACUCUACUGGGCUUAUUAUGCUGACAAAUAAUGUAUUAUGUUACAUGGUUACUGUAAUGAGAACAAAAUGUUUGCUAAAUAUAUUUUCCUUGAUUUUAUUGCCUCAAUAAAAUUUCUAUGAAAACAA